ACACAGAGAUCGGCAGAGCUGAGAGGCACUGAGGAGGGAACACACACUUACUUAAACACACACACCCACACACACAAAGACAACAGGCCUAUUGUUCACACAGACACACACACAUGCACGCACACACAAGUAAUCACAGUUGUUGAUCAGCCUAACACACACACUCUUUAACACGCACACUCUUUGCUGGACCCUGGAUUGACCACUUGAGGAUACAUCCCGCAGCACUCCAUUUCCCAUCAUGCACCAGCGGAGCCUCUCAAAGCUCCAGGGGGUCACCACCCAGCGGGGUGCCUUAACCCCAUGGACUAGCCAGGACGGAGCCUCGUGGAGCUCCAGGCCGAGGAGGGAAUCCGGUCGUUGUCGCUGCACGCCGAGGGGAGCUCCUCUGUGGGCAUGGCUGCUCCUGGGGGCCCUGGUGGUUCCUGGAGCCUGGAGCUAUUUGAGCGAGGAGCAGGAGGAGCUGCUGGUGGAGCUUCAUAACCACUACAGAGGGCAGGUUUCACCCAGUGCCUCAGCCAUGCUGCCUCUGAAGUGGGACUCCAGCCUGAAGUUGCUUGCAGAGGGCUACGCUGCUAAAUGCAUCUGGAACCACAAUCCAGAGCUGGAGGACACCGGGGAAAACCUGUUUGCUGGAACUGGGCCUCUGGACCUCAGAGAGGCUCUCGAGAAAUGGUUCUUGGAACACCUGGACUACGACUUUCAGAACAACAGCUGUGAUGAAGACAAGAUGUGUGGACACUACACACAGAUGGUGUGGGCAGACACACACAGAGUCGGCUGUGCCUUCCACAUCUGUAACAGUAUGGAGGGACUGGACUGGGAGAGAGUCUCCUUCCUCGUCUGCAACUACUACCCACCGGGGAACUAUGAAGACGAGCGGCCGUAUGUUGAAGGUGACUGGUGCUCCAGAUGUCCUGAAAACCUCCAGAAGUGUGAAAACAACCUCUGUGUUGCUGACACAGUGGAGGAAGAGGUCGAAGACGAAGAAGAAGGUGAAGAGUUAGUGACGGCUGAUCCAUCCCGCCAGCCUCCAGAAAGUAAUCCUCCUGCAAGAGUCGACCCCCCUGUCCAGCCUGCCACCACUGACAGUGCUCCCAGUAUUCCCACCACCCUCUUCAAAUGGUUCUCUAAAGACACCCCAGCAACGACCACCACUACCAAAGUCCCUGUAGCUCCCUCAGCAACACUGGGAAAAGAUGAAGAGGUCAAAGAAAGCGUGGAGGAGGAGAAGGAGGAGAAGGAGGAGAAGGUAGAGCAGGAGAAAAGAAAGGAAACUACAGCUAGCAAGGCGGCAGAAAGGGAGAUGGACGUAACACGAAAAAUACACGAGGACAUCAAAGUAUCGAGUGCUGCUUCGGUAUUGUCACUUUCGGUCCUGUUUGCCUGCCUGAUCGCGAUGCUGACUCUCAGGCUGUGAGGAGGAAGAGGAUGACCUCACCACUCUUGCAUCAACUGCACAUUUACCUUGUUAACCCGCCCUGCGGUAACAAACUGUUUCCCCUGUAGAGCAAAAUAGGUCAGUUAAUAAUUCACAUUCACCAGAAAACAGCUGCUGCAACAUCUGCAUGAAGUCUGGGCUGCGAUCUGGGUCGAAUAAUGUGAGCCAAACCUGCUUCAACCUGGUGGGAAAACCUAAAUAUUACUGCCAGGAAAUUACACAACUAAAAUUGCUGUUUUCAUAAAGAGGAAACUAAUUGAACUCAUGUGCUUUAAGGGUUUUUCAACCACUUAAAGAAAAAAAAAAAAAGACUUCCUUUGCAGAGCUUCUCCAUCAGAACUGGUGUCAGAUAGCAGCCUUCAAAUUAGCAUCAUUAUUUGCUUAUGUAUAAACCUUUCAGACUGUUGUUGCUGUUAGCUGAGUGUAUCAGGAGCAUUAAGUUCUGACCAAAGUUCACAAUACACCCACCAACAACUGCAAAAAUGGUUCAAAUAGCUACAAAGCUUCUUCAAAAUAACAAAUGUGUGUCGAAAAUUACUCUCUUUUUUUCUGAAAUGACACAAAUUAGUUUUUCUUGAAAUAUAAAAUUGUCUACAAUUGCUUGAAGUUUGCCCAAUAUUAGUUUAAUAGCUAAGAAAUUUGUCCAAAAUGCCUUGAAAUGUGUCAAAAAACACACACAAUUUCUCCAAAAUGAGUUUAAAUUGCUCAGAAGGACUUAAAGUUACAAAAUUACAAAAAGUUUCCCAAAUGGUCAAAACUUGCCCAAAAGGUUUUGAUUUUUGAUGGAUUUUUCAGUUGACUGGAAGGAAACACAGAAAAUAGAAAGCUUCCACAGAUGUGUUAUAAGAACUGGAAUUUUUGGGAUAGAUUAAAGCAUGUAUGCAAAAUUUAGUUCAGAGCAGAACGUGAUUGCUUGACAUUUGUUUUUCCACUAAAAAAUUCUCAUUAAGUGAUCAAAAUGUAAUAUGGAACAGCAUGUUGAGUUUGCUAAUUUGUGAGAAAGCAACAGCUAGCGCUUGCUAGCGCUAAUUUGUUCUUCUCUCUGUAUUUCUGUGACUGAGAAAUCAGUUACAAUGUUCCAAAAUAUUUGUAAUUUGAAACUCAAUGUAUCAUCAUAUGUCAAUAAGGCAACAGUUGUUGUUCAAAGAGUAAAAUUACCUGCAAAUAAAUGUAAAUAAUUGCCUUAAUUACUUACAGAACAGUUGUGAAUGGAAACAGACUAAACAGACAGAAAACUUUGCUCUACAUUUGGAUGAAAACUCAGCAAAUGAACAACACCGGACCUGAUUCAGAGAUCUAAAACUAGUUGUUUCCCUUGACCUCUAGUCUUUGUGCUAAGCUAGGUUAAUAAUGUUCCACAUCUUAAUUUGACCAGUAAGCACAAAUACAUUUCCUAAUGCUGCUUAAAUUCAGAAAAGAAAAAGAAACGAUGUUUUCCCAAAGUGAAUUCUACAGUUUAUUACUAAGUGGUGCGGAUUCACUCUGCUAAUAAUGUCAUCAAAGAGUAAUAAUGAAGUGCUGAAGUGGUCUCUUAAGAAUACAUCCAAAAAAAUAUUGUUAUAUCAUAAUUUGUCUUUCGGUGUUUAAGCUCUGCAAACUCAACUGCCCAUGACACCAGAUCCACAGAGCUGUACUUCCUCCGUACUGAAAACCAAAAAAGAUUUAAGUGGUGUGGAGAGACGCUGCUCACCAAACUGCAGGCCCCCACAGAUCGCCUCUUCACGUUGGGCCAUGCAUCGUUUGUAUCUGCAGGGCGAAGGUGGCAUCAGUGCAUUUCUGUCUCAUAGAAAAGAGACUUAAAAAUACAGCAUCAUCUCGUGUGGAAAAGCACAAUACUACGAUCGAGUGGAAGCAAAAGGAGUUGGAGACGUUUUUAUUGUGAUUUUAUUACAGUUGAAUUGCAGGAGAAAUGAUUGCUGAACUGUGUUUUGAACUGACGACCCUGCUUCUUCUUCUUCUUUUUUCACAAAUACAUAUCUACUGUACACUUUAUAUUCUCUCAGACUGGAACUACAACUGGACAGCGUCUAAUGAUUUACCAACUUUACCGUAAUUAUCUGUAAUAAUUUUCACAGAGAUUGCUGCAAGUGUCUGUAUAUAAGAUUAAUAAAGAAAUAAACCUUAUAUGUUCUCUUUUUGACAA
This is a messenger RNA of Stegastes partitus (bicolor damselfish), 3584 nucleotides long. RefSeq names its product peptidase inhibitor 16. The transcript has 6 exons. Bases 242 to 1420 code for a protein of 392 amino acids. The record is from RefSeq and is a predicted model, not a curated record. Lineage: Eukaryota; Metazoa; Chordata; Actinopteri; Pomacentridae. Gene Ontology annotation, cellular component: extracellular region.